Messenger RNA from Orbilia oligospora ATCC 24927, 1593 nucleotides. RefSeq lists its product as uncharacterized. Bases 1 to 1593 code for a protein of 530 amino acids. Gene Ontology annotation, biological process: G1/S transition of mitotic cell cycle; signal transduction; regulation of gene expression. Gene Ontology annotation, molecular function: ATP binding; cyclin-dependent protein serine/threonine kinase activity; cyclin binding. NCBI's taxonomy places the organism in Eukaryota, Fungi, Ascomycota, Orbiliomycetes, Orbiliales, Orbiliaceae. The record is from RefSeq and is a predicted model, not a curated record. The transcript is spliced from 4 exons. Gene Ontology annotation, cellular component: cytoplasm; cyclin-dependent protein kinase holoenzyme complex; nucleus.
AUGCUGGGUAGAGGCGGUGCUGGUCGUGGCAAUGGCCCUGGUGGCUGGCCUAAUCACCAGCUUCCUCGUCAGCCCCGAGUCAGUCAUCCAUAUUUGCCCCAGAAUGUCCAACAGUCCAUUCAGCAUGUGGCUCCAGACCCGGCUAGGCAAGCUGCCAAUCGUGCUGCUUUAUUGGCUGCCCAGGAACGUGCUGCCACUGAGCCACAGUACCUUUCCGGGCCCGGUCAUCCUAUGGCUUUGGCUUUGCAAAUGAACCUCGGACAUCCCUUGCCACUUCCUUUGGGUCAGCAGCAACAGCAGCAACAGCAGCAACAGCAGCAUCCUGCUUUGUUGGCUGUCAACCCUGGGCAUCCAAUGGCUGCUGCCCCUCGCAGACAUAUCCCGAACCAGUAUAGCGGACGGGACCAGAUAAUCCUGAAUCAUCACGCUGUUCCUCCUCCUGCUCAUUCUGCAUUCGAUCAUCGUAACCGCCUUUCCCUCCCACCUGAUGAUUUUCAACCACCUGUUAUCCGUCGACCUCUUCCUCCUUCUGCUGGUUGUAAACCGCCUCUUGGUCCUCAACCACCUGCUUACAUGUUUCGACCACCUAGCCCCUAUAAGAAUAAUAAUAAUAAUAGUCAGCACCACCAGAGAUCUUCAUCAGUCUCUUCCACCUGGACAGCUAUGGAGAACUACGAGCGAAUUGACAAGAUUGGUGAAGGAACUUAUGGUGUCGUCUACAAGGCUCGUGAUCUUCGCCACGGAGGCCGCUUCGUCGCUCUCAAGAAGAUCCGUCUUGAACAAGAAGAUGAGGGUGUCCCAUCCACCGCUAUCCGCGAGAUCUCCUUGCUCAAAGAACUCAACACGAAUGAAAACAUCGUGCGUCUACAUAACAUCGUUCACGCCGAUGGUCAUAAGCUUUAUCUCGUCUUCGAGUUCCUUGACAUGGACUUGAAAAAAUAUAUGGAGACCGUCCCAAAGGGCGUUCCACUAGAACCUGGCCUCGUCAAGAAGUUCAUGUCUCAACUCUGCUCUGGUGUCAAGUUUUGCCAUGGCCGUCGUAUUCUUCAUCGAGAUCUUAAGCCACAGAAUCUCUUGAUUGACAGUAACUUGAACCUCAAGCUUGCUGAUUUUGGAUUGGCUCGCGCCUUCGGCGUCCCUCUUCGCACCUACACCCACGAAGUUGUUACCUUGUGGUACCGUGCUCCGGAGAUUUUAUUGGGUAGCAAACAAUAUUCCACGGGAAUCGACACCUGGUCCAUCGGGUGCAUCUUCGCCGAGAUGGUUACACGUCGUCCUCUCUUUCCCGGCGACUCUGAAAUCGAUGAGAUUUUCAAGAUCUUUAGUAUCCUUGGAACCCCAGAUGAUGCUACUUGGCCCGGCGUUUCUUCCCUCCCGGACUACAAAACAACCUUCCCACAAUGGGAUCGCAAGGAUCUCGCCACCCAAGUUAAGGGCCUAGACGAAGCCGGUCUCGAUCUGCUUGAGCAAACUCUUGUUUACGACCCCGUUGGUCGUAUAUCCGCCAAAAAGGCUUGCGAGCACGAAUACUUCUUCAGCUCUGACUUCGAUCAUCAGGGACAUCCGUCUUUGGUGCACCGCGAAUCUGAUUAG